AUGGGUAUCAAAACAUUUUUCUAUACCCACGUUGAUACACUUAGCUUUCAAGUACUGUAUGAUUGUAUCGUAUAUAAUACGGAUCAAUAUUAUAAAAGCCGAGAUACGGAUGAAAAUAUUGCAAAGAAAUUGUCCAAACGUUACGAGAAUUAUCAGCAACAAUUUGCUCGUAAUCAUCGUUUAUUAUCGAAAAUAAUUCCACGAUUCUUGGUGAAUCAUUUGUUUAGAAUUCGUGUUUGGAUCGAUUCAUGGUUGCAAUUGGAUCGUGUCGAUAGGAAUUUGUUUGAAAAUCAAAACAAAAUGCGUUUGUUUCCCAAUGCAAAUAUCAAAAGUCGAACGUAUGUUUUGUUAUUUGUAUUGAUUAUUGAUUGUUUCAAUUUUAUUGAACACAUCAUUGUUGCAAUUAGUGUUUUAAUUGGCAUGUUUUUCAUUGUCCCUGAACUGGCUACAACUGACAUAGUUAGAAAUUCAUUGAUUAUGAAAUUUUGUCUUUUCAUCGAAUUAAUUUUAUUCCUAGUUAAUGUGUUACAAAUGUUUCAAUGCGCAAUGCUUCUAUCCUGUUCGGUAUCGGCACCAUAUCAGGUGUUUCAUAAUACAUUGAAACAUCUAAAUCAAAAAUUCUAUGCAAUUUCUGAAAAUUCACGUAAUGGAAAACCGAUUGGUGCAAAUGAAUUGAUGGAACUACGAUUCAUCUAUCGACAACAUAAUAUUCUAUGUUAUUAUGAAAUAUUCACCGAUAAAGAUGCCUGGAGCCAGGCGCUUUACUAUUAUGCAUUGGUUAGCAUUCCAAUUAAUGUGACAUUGAUGUGUAUACUAAUUGUUGAAGAUUUACCGCUGCAAGCACGAUUUUUAUUCUUAGCGGUUACAGCUGUGCAUGGUCUCACUGGUCUCAUUCCAUUUAUGACCUUAGCUGAUGUAUCCAGUGCUUGUCAUAAAAUCAAAGAUUAUAUACCAGCAAUGCAAAUACAAUUGAAUUGUUUGAUACAUCUUAGAAUGAAAUUGAAAUAUGAUGAUCUCUAUGAACGUUUGAUGUUUGGUAAGAAAAUUGCCUUUACAUUUGGCUAUCUUGGCGAUCUGACGUAUCGGGGGUUAUUCGAAGCAUUUCUUGGCUAUAUCGCCGCUUUCUUUCUCAUCAUGGGUUUCUAUAUGCGAGAACAUUCAACAUGAAUAAUUAUGAUUUGAUCAAAUGAUGAUGAUAAUGAUGAUUCCGUAUAAUUCUAUUAGUUUAACCUUUAAUUUUGAAUCAUUUGUUAUUUCCAUUUAACAUUCGUCUUUAUAUGUGUAUGUGUGCACUGUUGAACAAAUUAAUUA
Dermatophagoides farinae (American house dust mite) is the source of this 1311-nucleotide messenger RNA. The record is from RefSeq and is a predicted model, not a curated record. NCBI's taxonomy places the organism in Eukaryota, Metazoa, Arthropoda, Arachnida, Sarcoptiformes, Pyroglyphidae.